AUGACGGACUUCAAAUCUUUAGGUCUCUCAAAAUGGCUUACGGAGUCUUUGAAGGCUAUGAAAAUUACUCAGCCAACCGCUAUCCAAAAGGCUUGUAUUCCUAAAAUUCUGGAAGGAAGAGACUGCAUUGGUGGUGCCAAGACUGGUUCUGGUAAAACUAUCGCAUUUGCUGGGCCUAUGCUGACGAAAUGGUCCGAAGAUCCAUGCGGGAUGUUUGGAGUGGUCUUGACCCCAACCAGAGAGUUGGCCAUGCAAAUUGCCGAGCAGUUUACUGCACUUGGUAGCAGUAUGAACAUUCGCGUAUCCGUUAUAGUUGGUGGUGAAAGUAUCGUUCAGCAGGCAUUGGAUUUACAAAGGAAGCCACACUUUAUUAUUGCCACGCCUGGGCGUCUGGCACAUCAUAUCAUGAGCAGUGGGGAUGAUACCAUUGGAGGGCUAAUGAGGGCUAAAUAUCUGGUUUUAGAUGAAGCUGAUAUUCUGCUAACCAGCACAUUUGCCGACCAUUUAGCGACGUGCAUAGGUGCUCUACCUCCCAAAGACAAGAGACAAACUCUGCUAUUCACUGCUACCAUAACAGACCAAGUAAAGUCGUUACAAGAUGCCCCAGUGCAAAAAGGGAAACCUCCAUUAUUCGCCUACCAAGUAGAAAGUGUGGAUAAUGUGGCUAUCCCAUCGACGUUGAAAAUAGAGUAUAUCUUGGUUCCAGAACAUGUCAAAGAGGCAUAUUUGUAUCAGUUAUUAACAUGUGAAGAAUACGAGAAUAAAACCGCCAUAAUAUUUGUAAAUAGAACGAUGACCGCGGAGAUCCUAAGAAGAACUUUGAAACAGUUGGAAGUGAGGGUAGCAUCGUUGCACUCUCAAAUGCCCCAACAGGAAAGAACAAAUUCGUUGCAUAGAUUUAGAGCUAACGCUGCAAGAAUCCUGAUCGCUACAGAUGUGGCAUCCAGAGGUUUGGACAUCCCAACUGUUGAGCUUGUAGUGAAUUACGAUAUACCUUCGGACCCAGAUGUAUUCAUCCAUAGAUCAGGUCGUACUGCCCGUGCCGGCAGAAAUGGUGACGCCAUAUCUUUUGUCACUCAGCGAGAUGUUUCUAGGAUACAAGCCAUUGAAGACCGCAUUAACAAGAAGAUGACAGAGACAAACAAGGUGCAUGACACCGCUGUAAUAAGAAAAGCCUUGACUAAGGUAACCAAGGCGAAGAGGGAAUCGCUAAUGGCAAUGCAGAAGGAAAACUUCGGUGAAAGAAAAAGGCUGCAAAAGAAGAAGCAAAAUGACAGCAAAAGUUUGCGCUCAUGA
Messenger RNA from Saccharomyces paradoxus, 1296 nucleotides. RefSeq names its product ATP-dependent RNA helicase DBP8 (gene DBP8). The coding region runs from base 1 to 1296 and encodes 431 amino acids. The record is from RefSeq and is a predicted model, not a curated record. The transcript has a single exon. NCBI's taxonomy places the organism in Eukaryota, Fungi, Ascomycota, Saccharomycetes, Saccharomycetales, Saccharomycetaceae. Gene Ontology annotation, molecular function: nucleic acid binding; RNA helicase activity; ATP binding.